Symbiodinium sp. CCMP2456 is the source of this 238-nucleotide messenger RNA. The record is from the annotation of a GenBank genome assembly. NCBI's taxonomy places the organism in Eukaryota, Dinophyceae, Suessiales, Symbiodiniaceae.
GGCUUUCUGCACUUGCUGCGCCGCGGAGACCGAGGGUGUGGUGGAAGAAGUUCCCCCAGCCGCCGCCGUGGCGGUGGCGGAACCUCCCAAGGCUAAGGUCGUGGAGGAGGAGCCAAAAGUACCGGCUCCCGCGCCUGGCGUGGUCUUCACCUUCUUGACUCCGGACAACACUUACAAGGAGGUGACCUUCAGCGCCAAGCCCCUGGGCCUGGACUUCAGCAAGUCGGUUCCGAUGACG